Messenger RNA from Pieris macdunnoughi, 1473 nucleotides. NCBI's taxonomy places the organism in Eukaryota, Metazoa, Arthropoda, Insecta, Lepidoptera, Pieridae. The record is from the annotation of a GenBank genome assembly.
AUGGAGCUGCGAAUAAUUGGAAUCCUAUAUAUAAUUGUCAUAAUGGCUUUAGCCAAUGAAAUGUCGGCCGUCCAACCCAGGGACAACACUAAACGAAGAACGAAAGAAAAGGGAGGAUUUCAAAAGAACAUCUGUGAUAUCACUGAUAGGGACUCAAAAGUUCACUGCUACUGCGAGAACACUAGAGAGCCAAGGAACGCAACAAAGGCCGAAUGCUGGGUAUUCAAUGGAGGUAUUCCCAGGGAUGACCUCAUCUGGCAAAGUUUCGCGUCACAACCAACUUUGCAAACUUUGUCUUUCAACAUCCGCGUUGACGGCGCGUUAGGCUACGUGCCAACCAAAGCUCUCCAGUACUUACAGAAACUUCGAUCCAUAAACAUAAAGUAUGGAAACAUAGUUGACAUCGCCCCCCUCGCAUUUGCUAACCUAACUAACCUGAAAGAAGUAUCGUUGUCUCAGAACCAAAUAGAAACCCUGCAACCACUUGCAUUUGCGCAUUUACCCAAUAUCACAGUUAUCAAUUUGGAGGAAAACACAAUACUCGAAAUUGGAAAAGAUUCUUUCAUUGAUCUCCCUAAGCUGCAAAAGCUGGUUCUGACGAAAAACAAUAUAACAACGAUUAGCAACGGGGCUUUCCAGCACACGUUCAAUCUCUUGGAAUUGGACCUGAAUAAAAACAGCAUAUUCCAUCUAAACCGUCACACGUUUGAUGGAUUGGCGAACUUGCGGAAAUUGGAUCUGAGGAAGAAUCGUAUUUACAAUUUGACCGAAUUCACGUUCGCCGAAUUGUGGAAUUUACAAGAGUUACUUUUGGGGAAGAAUGAAAUAAAGUAUAUAUCUGCGAGGGCGUUCGACGGUCUGUCCCAGCUGCGGAAGUUAUCCCUUGACGACAAUAAACUGGCCGCUAUACCCCCGGGCUUGUUUGAAGGAGUGCGGGGCCUUAGCUCCCUCGACCUGCGUUCGAAUGAGCUCCACGCGUUAACUUUCGACAAUAUAAAGCCCAUAUUGGAUAAUUUGAAACCUCUAAACAGCAAUUUGCUACUUGAAGAGAACAACUUCGUCUGUGACUGCAGGCUGAAAUGGAUGCAUUCAUUACGAAACGAGACAAAAAGUCAAAGCACUAAAGACUCGCUUGAUGGCGUGACCUGCAAAAUGGAUCCACCAAUCGUCAGCUCAGCGUAUAACAAAAUGGACGAUAAAAUUAAUUACAUCGAGGACACGGCGAAACAAAACACGACUGACGAAAUCUCAAAGAAGGGCGUGAAACGGAACGUUUUAAAAAUUCCCACUGAAACACUACCUUGUCGCAAAGAAACUAUUAAAACAACAGAAACGCCGUUUAUCGUGGAUCCAGUUAUACCAAUUCAAAAUGAAAUGAAAACUUUCAGAUUUCAUGAAAUGAAUUCAGCCUGUGGAGUUUCUCUCUCAGCGCUGUUGCUAUGGGCCGCGUCUUUUGUUUUCUUUUUUACUUAG